This is a messenger RNA of Anopheles aquasalis, 608 nucleotides long. Its product is annotated as general odorant-binding protein 56d. The record is from RefSeq and is a predicted model, not a curated record. Gene Ontology annotation, biological process: sensory perception of smell. Lineage: Eukaryota; Metazoa; Arthropoda; Insecta; Diptera; Culicidae. Gene Ontology annotation, molecular function: odorant binding.
GCAGUUAACCUUUGGUGAAGAAAGAUCCGAGCACUAGCCAUCGAAAUCUCAUCAUGCAGAACCUACGAUUCGUGUCCGUUGCUGUCCUGUUGCUCGGCAUCACCAGCUCUAUGGCCUUCUUCACCGCGGAACAGCAAGAAAUCGCCAAAAACUUGGCCGAUGCCUGCCAGAAAGAGUUGGGAGUGGAGCUGCCGGCUGAUUUUGUGACAAAAAUGCGCCUAGCGGAUCCAUCGCUGGACAACGAAGUAUCAAAGUGCGCGUUACAGUGCAUCUUUGCAAAGGUAGGCUUCACGGAUGCGGAAACGGGAGUCGUCAACCGCACCGUACUGGCGCAGAAGCUGUCGAAGGGAAAUCCGGUGGAGAAGGCGGAACAGUUUGCCGAUCUGUGUGCGAACAACGAAGGAGAAUCAAAGUGCGAUAAGGCGUUCAGUCUGCAUCAGUGUUAUCACAAAAACAAAUCUAUCUUCAACUGAGACCUUCCAAAAAAGGGAGCCCCGGUAACUUUUCCCUUUACCUCAACGGACUCACUCACAACUCGGCUUCGCGGCUUUCCAACGGAAGGCGAAUGUGGCGGAAAAUUGUUGAAUAAAUAAAUAAACCCACAUUAC